This is a messenger RNA of Rhipicephalus sanguineus (brown dog tick), 1305 nucleotides long. Its product is annotated as aminopeptidase N-like. The coding region runs from base 1 to 1305 and encodes 434 amino acids. Gene Ontology annotation, molecular function: zinc ion binding; peptide binding; metalloaminopeptidase activity. Lineage: Eukaryota; Metazoa; Arthropoda; Arachnida; Ixodida; Ixodidae. The transcript has 3 exons. The record is from RefSeq and is a predicted model, not a curated record. Gene Ontology annotation, biological process: proteolysis; peptide catabolic process. Gene Ontology annotation, cellular component: cytoplasm.
AUGCGGCAGUCCUCCUCGACGGAUAGGGUACUGCUGCUGCGGCGCGGUCGCCCCCAGUGCAGCUACACCAUCGACACGUCGAGCUGGGAGCAAAAGAGCCGCUUUAGCGCCUUUCGCAACAACCCCUGCGUCGGGAACCGUAACGUCACCAUCGCGCUCGUCGGCUUCGUCGGUGCCAUCUUGGCUGUCACCUGCGCGUUAGCUUACGUGCACGGUGCGGGUCACGGAGCCUACGAGCCUCUCGUGAACGACUACGACGCCACCACCACCGCCCAGACGUCCGCCUUGAUCGCCGUUGUGCGCGACGUCCCGGUACGCCGGCGGACGUCGCCUUCUCCAACCGAGCCGGCCGCGGCGCCCUUCCUGGUCACCAAGAAGCCUUCGACGCGGCGGCACCGCCCAGUUGCCCGUGCGGACCGACGCUCGCCGAGACGGGCUCCGAAGAAACAGCUAAGAGGGCGAGGCAUCGCCGCUCCUGGCACCGCACAUCCUCGAAGGCGCCAGAGGGUCACGAUGGCGGGAGCCGGACGCGCGACGAGGACCACUGUCACGGAGCAAGAAGAAACGGUAACCGCGAGCACGGAGGAACAGCGAACGAAGCAGCAGCAACGGCUGCAACAGCAAACGCGGUCGCCGCCUCGCCUUGCUGAAGACGAGGACGAUACGGAAGCGGAAGACAAGGUCGCGGCGUCGACGCCCCUACCUAAGCACCUGGUCCCGCGACACUACAGCGUGCUGCUCCAUCCGCACAACGACGGCUCGCGAUUCGUCUUCACUGGCGUGGUCAAGAUCAACGUCAAGUGCGUCGAGAGCACCCGCCAGGUUGUGCUGCAUGCUGCUGGAAUUCAGGUGAACAACGCGAAGGUGUCGUUCAUCGCCGCGGCAGCUAACAGGAGCGCCGUUCACGAAAUACUAGUGCGGCGCGUCGACAUCAACAACAGCACGCAGCAGGUGACGCUCGAUCUGGCGAGUUUUCUGCACGCACAAGUCACCUACGACGUAUCCAUCAGUUACGUUGGAGCUGUGAGCCGCUGGCCUAAAGGGCUCUACAAGGCUUCCUACAAGCUCAAGAACGGUUCGGAAGGGUGGAUGGCUUUCACCCGCAUGAGGCCGAGGUACGCCCGCCGCGUGUUCCCGUGCUUCGACGAACCUUCUUACCGAGCGACCUUCGAUGUGGAGGUCUUGAGGCGUAAGGACUUCAACUCCAUCUCCAGCAUGCCCAUAUUGAAGAUUGAAAUGAGGUACGUCAAUGAAUAUAGUAUUAUCGAUCUUGCUUAUUUGCUUCGCUACAUCAUUCGCAUGUGA